This is a messenger RNA of Metopolophium dirhodum (rose-grain aphid), 636 nucleotides long. Its product is annotated as charged multivesicular body protein 4c-like. NCBI's taxonomy places the organism in Eukaryota, Metazoa, Arthropoda, Insecta, Hemiptera, Aphididae. The record is from RefSeq and is a predicted model, not a curated record. Gene Ontology annotation, cellular component: cytoplasmic side of plasma membrane; ESCRT III complex; multivesicular body. Gene Ontology annotation, biological process: vesicle budding from membrane; late endosome to vacuole transport via multivesicular body sorting pathway. The coding region runs from base 1 to 636 and encodes 211 amino acids. The transcript is spliced from 5 exons.
AUGAGUUUCUUCCGCAAGCUAUUCGGACGCAAGAAAAAAGAAAUAAAAGAACCGCCACAGUCGACCGAAGUCGAUGCGAUGGAAAAAUUACGAUCAACUGAACAGUUGUUGAGGGAUAAAAGUGAAGCCUUGAAAAUAAAUAUUGAAACAGAGCAAUCUACAGUAAAAGAGAAUGUUAUAAAAAAUAAACAAGUUGCGUUGAAUGCGUUAAAUCGUAAGAAGCGUUACGAGCAACAGUUAUCCCGGAAUGACAGUAUGUUAUUAAGUGUCAUUAAACAACAGUUGGCUUUGGAAAAUGCAAACACAAACAACAUUGCGCUUGAUUUAAUGAGUUCGUCUUCAUACGCUGUUAAAAUGGCGAAUCAAAAUGUCAACAUAGAUGAUAUUCAUAAUAUGAUUGAUGAUAUAGCAACGUCAAAUGAUUUAACUCAAGAUAUUACAGAAGCCAUUUGUAAUCCAACUAGAUUGGAAACUGAUGAAGAUGUGGAAGAAUUACAACAGGAAUUAGAAAAUCUUGAAUUAGAAAAAUUGGAUGGACAAGCAAUGAAUCCGGUGCAAGCUACAAAUUAUCCAAUACCAGUUAUGCCAAUAACCAAAAAAAAUAUAACCAGACAAAAGAAUUCCAUUAUGACAUAA